This is a messenger RNA of Sphenostylis stenocarpa, 1074 nucleotides long. NCBI's taxonomy places the organism in Eukaryota, Viridiplantae, Streptophyta, Magnoliopsida, Fabales, Fabaceae. The record is from the annotation of a GenBank genome assembly.
AUGGGAGAGGUAGACGCUGCUUUUGUUCAGGCACCAGAACACAGGCCAAAAUCCUCCGUGAUCGUGGCUGAAGGCAUCCCUCUAAUUGAUCUCUCUCCCAUAAACUACCAAAUCGAAGACACUAUCCCAGUUUCUUCUAUCCAAAGCUUAAUUAAAGAAAUAGGCAGUGCAUGCAAGGAGUGGGGUUUCUUUCAGGUGAUCAAUCACAAGGUGCCUUUGGCCAAACGAGAGAAGAUUGAAGAGGCUGCAAGGAAGUUUUUUGCACUUAGUUUGGAAGAAAAGCUGAAGGUGAGAAGGGAUGCAGUUAACGUAUUGGGGUACUUUGAAGCAGAGCAUACCAAGAAUGUUAGGGACUGGAAAGAAAUCUAUGAUUUCAAUGUACUGCAACCCACUUUUAUACCAUCUUUAGUUGAUUCAGAUGAUGAGCAAACUGUUUGGUUCAAAUGGGAUAACCGCUGGCCUCACAAUCCUCCAGAGUUCAAAGAAGCAUGCCAAGAAUAUGCACAAGAAGUGGAGAAACUGGCUUAUAAGUUGAUGGAACUUGUUGCUCUGAGCUUAGGUUUAGUGCCAAACAGGUUUCGCAGCUACUUCACACAUAACACCAGCAACAUCCGACUCAAUCAUUAUCCACCUUGCCCCUACCCUCAUAUGGCUCUUGGCCUUGGACGCCACAAGGACACAGGUGUUUUGACUGUGCUUGCUCAAGAUGAAGUUGGUGGUCUAGAAGUUAGGAGAAAAUCAGAUGGAGAGUGGAUUCGAGUCAAGCCCAUUUUCAAUUCCUUCAUCAUUAAUGUUGGUGAUAUGAUCCAGGUUUGGAGCAAUGAUGCUUAUGAGAGUGUAGAGCACAGAGUUGUGGUGAACUCUGAGAAGGAUAGGUUUUCAAUUCCGUUCUUUCUGAAACCAGCACUCUACACUGAUGUGAUGCCCCUUGAAGAGUUGUUAGACGAUAAAAACCCUCCUAAAUAUAGGCCAGUCAACUGGGGCAAGUUCCGCAUUGCAAGAAUGCGUAGUAAUUUUGUCAAAUCCAAUGUUGAAAACCUCCAAAUUUCUCAUUUCAAGUUUCCCAGUAACUGA